Dermacentor silvarum is the source of this 1018-nucleotide messenger RNA. It is a transcript of the gene ste14, whose product is annotated as protein-S-isoprenylcysteine O-methyltransferase. Gene Ontology annotation, biological process: C-terminal protein methylation. The record is from RefSeq and is a predicted model, not a curated record. Gene Ontology annotation, molecular function: protein C-terminal S-isoprenylcysteine carboxyl O-methyltransferase activity. The transcript has 4 exons. Bases 29 to 895 code for a protein of 288 amino acids. Lineage: Eukaryota; Metazoa; Arthropoda; Arachnida; Ixodida; Ixodidae. Gene Ontology annotation, cellular component: endoplasmic reticulum; membrane.
CGCGGGCGGCGGCCGCAACGCAUCAAUCAUGGCGCUCAGCACGAAUGGGAGGAUCAGCCUUUACUGUUUCUGUUUAGCGGCUAGCGUUGUGCUCAUCUCCCUGAUUGGUGCCUUAGGUCAGCUGCUUCACUAUGUUGUCGAAGAUUACUGGCUCUUGCUCUCAACGGUGUACUCCACAUGUAUUCACGGUGUCCUGUACAUAUUUUACAAACCCCGUGGAAAUGCGUACAAGGUUGUUUGGAGAGCUGCAUUGCUUGGCACAGGGACGGGGCUUGGAAUCCUCACAAGUGUCCAUGGAUCUGACUCGUGGCGGGUAUUUGGCUGGUACCUGGCACUGCUUAGCGGCUUCCACUUCUCUGAGUACUUUGUAACAGCAGUCACAAAUCCCAAAUCACUGACUCUUGACUCAUUCCUGCUCAACCAUAGUCGGGAAUAUGGUGUAGCAGCAGCAUGCAGCUGGUUGGAAUUUCUCGUUGAGAGAUGCAUUGCUCCUGGCAUGAAGCAAAUGUGGUGGGUCAGCUACAUGGGCCUCACAAUGUGCGUGGUCGGUGAAGGAUUGCGUAAAGCAGCCAUGCUGACUGCGGGCACCAACUUCAACCACAUCAUACAGAACCACCGAGAGCAAGGGCAUGUGCUAGUCACCCAUGGCGUGUAUGCCCUCUGUCGGCACCCAUCCUAUGUCGGCUGGUUCCUGUGGUCCAUUGGCACUCAGGUUGUCCUGGUCAACCCAGUCUGCACUGUGGCCUAUACUCUUGCAUCAUGGAAGUUCUUUAGGACGAGGGUUGAGGAAGAAGAGAUCACGCUGCUGACCUUCUUUGGUGAAGAUUAUGUGCAAUACCAGAAGCGGACUUGCACAGGCCUACCCUUCAUCCAUGGGUUUCGUGCUGAAGUGUGAAGCCAGGGGACAUUUGUGAUGGUGCCUGUCAGUGGUGUGAACAUAGUGCCACGUGUGGGUGACAGUGUUCUCUUUUUUGGGGGAGAAAACGACUUCUCUAUUGAAGCCUAUUUCUGCGUGAGA